AAGAGAAAAGGCAAAAAAGAAGGAGUAGAAGACUCAAAUAACGAAGAAGAAGGCCGCAAAAGAAGGGAGGAAGACUCACAACAACGAAGAAGGGAGGCAAAAAAGAAGGAAAAUAAAGGCAAAAAGAAGAAGGCAAAAAGAAGGAGUAGACGACUAAAAGAAGGCAAAAAUGAAGGAGGGGUAGAAGACUCGAUACCUCAAAUAACGAAGAAGAAG
Messenger RNA from Drosophila kikkawai, 216 nucleotides. The record is from RefSeq and is a predicted model, not a curated record. Lineage: Eukaryota; Metazoa; Arthropoda; Insecta; Diptera; Drosophilidae.